AUGGCGGCGAGCAAGGUCGUCUCCAUCCUGGUGCUCGCAUUCCUGCUCCUCGCCGCCGUCGCCUUCCCCGUGUCUGCAGGUCCGCGGCAACAGGGGAAGAAGGGCGGCGGCGGCGGCGGCGGCGGUGGCAACAGCGGUGGUGGCAACCUGAAGCCCUGGGAGUGCUCGCCCAAGUGCGCGUCGCGGUGCUCGCAGACGCAGUACGCGAAGGCCUGCCUCACCUUCUGCAACAAGUGCUGCGCCAAGUGCCUUUGCGUGCCGCCGGGCUUCUACGGCAACAAGGGCGCCUGCCCCUGCUACAACAACUGGAAGACCAAGGAAGGAGGCCCCAAGUGCCCCUAG
This is a messenger RNA of Miscanthus lutarioriparius, 342 nucleotides long. NCBI's taxonomy places the organism in Eukaryota, Viridiplantae, Streptophyta, Magnoliopsida, Poales, Poaceae. The record is from the annotation of a GenBank genome assembly.